AUGGCGGCGGGGGCGGUUGAGGCAGCGGCGGCCGUGGUGGAGGUCGGCUCAGCCGGGCAGUUUGAGGAGCUGCUGCGCCUCAGAGCCAAGUCCCUUCUUGUGGUCCAUUUCUGGGCACCAUGGGCUCCGCAGUGCGCUCAGAUGAACGAUGUGAUGGCAGAGCUCACCAGAGAGCACCCACAAGUCUUGUUUGUGAAGUUGGAAGCAGAAGCUGUUCCUGAAGUAUCUGAAAAAUAUGAAAUUAGUUCUGUUCCCACCUUUCUGUUUUUCAAGAAUUCUCAGAAAAUUGACCGAUUAGAUGGUGCCCAUGCCCCAGAGUUGACCAAAAAAGUUCAGCGACAUGCGUCUAGCGGCUCCUUCUCACCAAGUGGUGGUGAGCACCCGAAGGAAGACCUCAGCCUGCGCCUGAAGAAGUUAACUCACGCUGCCCCCUGCAUGCUGUUCAUGAAGGGAACUCCUCAGGAGCCGCGCUGCGGUUUCAGCAAGCAGAUGGUGGAAAUUCUUAACAAACAUAAUAUUCAGUUUAGCAGUUUUGACAUCUUCUCAGAUGAAGAAGUUCGUCAGGGCCUCAAAACCUAUUCCAAUUGGCCCACCUAUCCCCAGCUCUAUGUUUCUGGAGAGCUCAUAGGAGGACUUGAUAUAAUUAAGGAGCUAGAAGCAUCUAAAGAACUAGAUACGAUUUGCCCCAAAGCCCCCAAGUUAGAGGAAAGGCUCAAAGUACUGACAAAUAAAGCUUCUGUGAUGCUCUUUAUGAAAGGAAACAAACAGGAAGCUAAGUGUGGCUUCAGCAGACAGAUUUUGGAAAUACUAAAUAGUACUGGGAUUGAAUAUGAGACAUUUGAUAUAUUGGAGGAUGAAGAAGUUCGGCAAGGAUUAAAAGCUUACUCCAAUUGGCCAACGUACCCUCAGCUGUAUGUGAAGGGGGAGCUUGUCGGAGGACUGGACAUUGUUAAGGAACUGAAAGAAAAUGGGGAGUUGCUGCCUAUACUGAAAGGAGAAAAUUAA
Molecule: messenger RNA, 1005 nt
Organism: Rangifer tarandus platyrhynchus (Svalbard reindeer)
Lineage: Eukaryota; Metazoa; Chordata; Mammalia; Artiodactyla; Cervidae
Source: the annotation of a GenBank genome assembly